Eupeodes corollae is the source of this 1728-nucleotide messenger RNA. It is a transcript of the gene cn, whose product is annotated as kynurenine 3-monooxygenase. NCBI's taxonomy places the organism in Eukaryota, Metazoa, Arthropoda, Insecta, Diptera, Syrphidae. Gene Ontology annotation, molecular function: NAD(P)H oxidase H2O2-forming activity; kynurenine 3-monooxygenase activity; FAD binding. Gene Ontology annotation, cellular component: mitochondrial outer membrane. The coding region runs from base 218 to 1666 and encodes 482 amino acids. The record is from RefSeq and is a predicted model, not a curated record. Gene Ontology annotation, biological process: L-tryptophan catabolic process; quinolinate biosynthetic process; NAD+ metabolic process. The transcript is spliced from 9 exons.
AGCACUUCGUUUCGUUGGUUAUAGUAUCAUUUUCUUUUCUUGCGGUUUGAAGUGAUGACAGUUUGUUUUAGGGCUUCUUUAGUUCAGUUUUCUGUUUUCACUUGAUUUUCAACUGUUAGUUAGUGAAGUUGUAAUUUAUUGUUUUGUGUUUUUAAUGAAACUUCUUUAAAUCCUUAUACAAUACAAAUUCAGUUAAUUAAAUUAUAAAAAGAGUGUAAUGAGUGAAAUUGUUAAUAGUUCAUUUCAAACACCACAAGAAAUGGAGAAAAUUAAACAAAUUAAUUUAAAUGGAAGUAAUGUUCAGCCCAUGAAGGUUGCAGUAAUAGGAGCUGGAUUGGUUGGCUCUCUUGCGGCGUUAAAUUUGGCAAAAAAGGGACAUGAAGUUCAUCUAUACGAAUACCGAGAAGAUAUGCGAGGAUCAGAUAUUCCACAAGGACGAAGUAUUAACCUCGCACUAUCUCAGCGAGGUCGAAAGGCAUUAGCUGCUGUUGGUUUGGAAGAUGAGGUUCUUAAAACUGCCAUUCCAAUGAAAGGACGUAUGUUGCACGAUAUGAAAGGAAAAACUACAGUUGUUAUUUAUGAUUCAUGUAAUCAUCAGUGCCUCUACUCCGUCGGAAGAAAAUAUUUGAAUGAAAUACUUUUGAACGAAGGACAAAAAUAUGAAAAUAUUCAUUUGCAUUUUCAACAUAAACUGCUUGCAGCUAAUUUAUCGGAAGGCACAAUGCAGUUCAAGAGAAGCCAAACACCUACCGAAAUCGUAAAUACCGAAGCUGAUCUGAUAAUCGGGUGUGAUGGGGCCUUUAGCGCUGUUCGAAACCAAAUGAUCAAAGUUCCUGGCUUCAACUAUACCCAGGAGUAUAUUGAACAUGGCUACUUAGAGCUCUGUAUCCCAGCUAAGGAUGGAGAAUUUCAAAUGCCCGAGAAUUAUUUGCACAUCUGGCCAAGGGGUUCUUACAUGAUGAUUGCACUUCCAAAUCAGGACAAAUCUUUCACAGUGACACUGUCCAUGCCAUUUACGGUUUUCAACACAAUUACGGACGCAGAUUCCUUAAUUGAUUUCUUUGAAACAAACUACUGCGAUGCUCUUCCGUUGAUUGGAAAAGAAAGGCUAAUCAAAGAUUUCUUCAAGUCUAAACCCCAACAUUUAGUAUCGAUAAAGUGCUAUCCAUAUCAUAAUUCUAAAUCACUACUGAUUGGAGAUGCUGCUCAUGCAAUGGUACCCUACUAUGGACAGGGAAUGAAUGCUGGAUUUGAAGAUUGUAGUGUGCUAUUUUCAAUUCUUGAACAAUCUAAUAUUACUGUUGAAGAAGCCUUGAAACAAUUCACCGAAACAAGAUGGCGAGAUGCUCAUGCAAUUUGUGAUUUAGCAAUGUAUAAUUAUGUAGUUAUGCGAGAUUUGACAAAAAGAUUCUCUUUCCGUUGUCGUAAGGUAUUCGAUGACCUGCUCUAUACCCUCUUUCCCAGCUUUUGGGUGCCGCUUUAUAAUAGUGUCUCCUUUACUAAUAUGCCUUAUAGCAAGUGCAUCGAAAAUAGAAAGUGGCAAGACAAGGCUCUGUACAAGACAUUUGUUACUGCAGGAAGUAUAACUGCACUUAUUGGGUUAUCCUAUGCAGCAGUAGUUUUUGUUCCAACUUUAGUUUCUAAGGGUACAAUACGAUUUUCUUAAUUUUUUUGUACAAAUAUAUCGUUUCUAUGUUUUUAAUAAAAUUGAAUGUUUUAGUUUAAAAA